UGGUGCGCUCAUUGACGGUCGUACGCUCGGGGACGGGGCUUUUGGCGCCUGGCCUGAAAUCAAACACCAUGAGCUCAUCGUCAUGGGGGAUUCCCCCUCCACCUCCUGCAGAGAAACAAGAUCAUCUAUAUUUUCCACCCGGGCACCACUCAUCCCACGGGGCACUUGCAAACAGUCAUAAGGAUGGAUAUGCCCCACCUGGUUAUGCAAAUCAACAGUCCAUCUCUUCAGAGCAGAAGACACCACCCUUUCCACCAUCUUCAAGUCAAGCAGCAGAUACAUUUACAAAUCAGUACAGGAAUCAGAACCUGCCAUCAAAUGCUUCCGGGAACAACUCCUUUCCACCUGCACCAUUUGAAAACUCUAACACGAUGGCUCAUCCGAAUCAACGAGUUGGUCAAGGUUUCCAGCCCCCAUCUAGGCCUCCACACUUUCAAUCUAUGCCUCCUCGCCCACCACAUGCUGGUCAGUUUUGGCCAAGUGGUCCCAGACUCAACUCCGCACCCCCUUUCCCCCCACCUUUUCCUGUUCCACCUCCGCAUCGGCAUGAGCAUCAUCCAAGGAGUGAUGGCGGAGUUCAGCCGUCCACCAACAUGGUGAGAUACAGCCCUUCACUCCCUCCUCCUCAAAUGUCCUCUCAUCAGUCUCAGCAUCGAUGGCCAGCAGAUGCAACCCCAGUAGGUCCAGUGCAUGGACAGUGGAACCAAGGCCAAGGGCCAACGGAGGCCAGCUUUCAGGGUGACAGUGACAACGCUACCCAAAACAACUUCCCGUCACAUUCCAAACAAUCCCACGGCAGAAGACUCCAGCAUGGAGGCUCCAACACGGCUCAGACCGGACUCCAGCCUUACCAGUCCUUUAGAAGCAAGCCAUCAGAGAGGAGUAACCAGAACUCGUUUCCCGGGAAACCUGGGAUAGUACCAGGACAGGGUGGACUGCAUGCCACCGGGCAGGGUACUAAGACAGAGGGUGACCAGCAAGAAGUGAAGGAGAGUGAGGAUCAAAAGUGGGUCAAUGAGUGGUCAAAAUCCCUCAUAAAACGUGAUGGUGUAUCCAAAGAAGCAACCAAGCCAAUGGUAAAGAUAUCUGAAGCAAGGAUGCUCUUGACCAAAUUCAAGCAUAUGCUGGAACAGCUGAGAAGGAAGAAAGAAGAGGCAUCAGAAAUCCUGAUGAAGGAGAACGAUGAAAGGAAAUGGUUUCAGCUGUGCAAAGAAAUGGAUGUGCAAACGGAGCACUUGUCUAAUCUACAAACAAGAAUAAACAAGCCAGAGUUUAUCAAGGGACUCAAACGCCAAAUAGAAAGAAGAAGAAGAAAGAGGGAUAGAUAUAGGAGACAUCGUAUGGAGGAAUGGGAGAUGAAAGAAGAGGCCCUCAGAGUACGGAAUGAGAAAAUCAAUGCUUCUCUGGCUGCAGCUCUCCAGGCCAAACAAGAAAAAGAACAGGAAGAGGUACUACAGAAAGAAGUAGAUCAGGUCCUCUCUGAGGUUCGUAGGAAGAAACAGGAUGCUAACAAGACCAUGGAACUAUUCCGAGCUCUUCGAAAGCUAAGGCACCUCAGGAAGGAAUCUGCUGAGAAAAAAGUUGGAUACAAAGCACCGAGAGUGUUGGAUGAGAGGUUCGAAAAGAAGAUGUUAUUGUUGGAGGAAAUGAUGAACAAACAAAAGCUCCUGUAUGUCGAAGAAGAGAAAGCCCUCCAGGUGAUGUUAGAGGAGGAGCAUGAAGAAACGAGAGAGAAAGCAAGACAGAAGAAAGAACUGAAAGACAGGAAAAAGGCAGAAAAAGCAUGGGAAGAACAGGAGGCGUUAAUCUUUGGAAAAGCUGAAGAGGUAGAACUAGGACAUCCUUUAUUCAUGUUCCGACAGUUUUAUCAACAGGCAAAUCAUGAUCUCCAGUCAUUAAUUAAUAUCAGACGCCAGUGGGAUACGUUUAUCGUUCCAGAGUCCGAUCUAGCCGGAUCAAGAAUUCCAGUGUCAUGGGUUAUGCCCUCUGACCCUUCGAACCACAUCUGGGAAACAGCGAUCGUUGAUUCCUCUGGGACAUGACACUCAGAGACACUGUUGAAGGGCAUGAUCAGCCAACGUUCACGUCACAUCUGAGGAAACAGCCAUAGUUGAUUUCUCCGGUCCAUGACACUUGGGAGACAUUGUCUAAGGCAAUGUCUUGAUCUGGCCCUUCA
Messenger RNA from Lytechinus variegatus (green sea urchin), 2176 nucleotides. Its product is annotated as programmed cell death protein 7-like. The transcript has 10 exons. The record is from RefSeq and is a predicted model, not a curated record. NCBI's taxonomy places the organism in Eukaryota, Metazoa, Echinodermata, Echinoidea, Temnopleuroida, Toxopneustidae. Bases 69 to 2042 code for a protein of 657 amino acids.